UGGAUGAAUUAGAGGGCCCUCUCUACCUCAAUCAUCAUUCAUCUCUCUCUCUCUCUCUGGGCUGCACCUGCACAGCAUUAAACUGAUGAAGUGAGAAAAUUGGAGAUGGCAGGGAAUUUUGGUGAACACUCCACCUUCUGCACUCUAAUCUCCUGCUGCUUUAUUAUUCUACAAUAAUUACGUUUUUGAGGCGGUGGAAAUGGGCGGAGAAGCCGGUGGCGCUUCCCGGAAAUUCAGGAGAGCCGCCAAGAAAUUGUUUGUAUCUUUGUGCUUCUGCGACCCUCAUCUCCACACCUCCUCUGCCACCACUAUUUCGCCGGAAACCAACAUUUCUUGCAAUAAAUUUACCCCUGAUGCUGCCAACCACGCCAAUGCCACUUCAAUUACCAGCCCCUCUUCUAAUAAGACUUUGUGCGCGAUAUGUCUUGACCCUUUAAACUACAGCUCGGGGAGCAGCCCGGGCCAGGCGAUCUUCACGGCCCAGUGCUCCCACGCCUUCCACUUCGCCUGCAUUUCCUCGAACGUGCACCAUGGCAGCGUCACCUGCCCCAUCUGCCGUGCUAACUGGACUCAGCUUCCUCGCAACUUGAACGCUCGCUGCUCCCUUCACUCCAACAAGGCCGACCCCAUUCUUCAGAUCCUCGAUGACUCCAUCGCCAACUCUCGUGUCCACAGGCGGUCCUUCUUGCGCUCUGCUCGCUAUGAUGAUGACGACCCCAUCGACCCUGACCACACUACCACCACCCAACCGCGCCUCCAUCUCUCUCUCUCGCAUCCCGGCUUCAGCGCCAUGUCCUCCACCUCCUCCUCAAUGGCUGAGUCACCACAUCUCUCCUCAAAUGGAGAGACGCCGCUGCUGUGCUCCUCCCCGAGCAACAGGGCUUAUCUCCGUGUCAAACUAGCGCACCAGCCAGCAACGGACCUGGUCCUCGUUGCAAGCCCCAACGGGCCACACCUGAGGCUGAUGAAGCAGGCGAUGGCGCUGGUGGUUUUCUCGCUCCGCCCAAUUGACAGGCUAGCUAUCGUGACCUACUCCUCUGCUGCUGCACGCGUCUUCCCCCUCAAGCGUAUGACCUCCUACGGGAAGAGGACCGCUUUGCAGGUCAUUGACAGGCUAUUCUACAUGGGGCAAGCGGAUCCGAUGGAGGGGCUCAAGAAAGGGGUGAAGAUACUCGAGGAUCGCCUUCACAAGAAUACGCAAUCUUGCAUCUUGCAUCUAACAGACAGCCCUUCGAGAUCGUACCAUCAAUUUGACAUGGAGGUUGGUGUCACGGUCCACCGGUUCCACGUAGGGUUUGGAUUUGGGGCAUCAAACGGGUUCAUCAUGCGCCAGUUUGAGGAGUUCCUGGCGAGGACGUUGGGAGGGGCUGUGACGGACGUGCAAAUGAGGAUUGAACAGGGCUCGGGGAUUGUUAGGAUCGAGGAAUUGAGAGGGGGCGAGGAGAGGAAUGUGGCGGUGUAUCUGCCAGAUUAUGGACCUGUACGCAUCGAAUACAGCUAUACGGAGGGAGGAGGCGAUGGUGAGUGCGUGAGACGAGGCGAGGCCAUCGUGGGCGGGACGGAUAAAGGAGAUGGGAGUGGUGAUGGAGAUGGUGUGGGAAUAGGUGAAAGGAUGAGCAGUGCUGAGAACUGGGAUUUUCAUGAUCCUUUCAUGGCUAGAAGAUGGGCUAAACAUUUGCAUGGUUAUAGGCUUUAGUUAAUUCUUGUUUCUUGUAUUCAUUGUAUUUCUACACACACCAGCUUCACUCAUUUCAUUUAAUCUUAUUUUUUAGGUCUUGCAUUUGCAUAAGUCAUGAUAAUGUAAUGUGGUUGAGUUCAAAUGUAUUAUUGUUUGGUUUUAAA
Messenger RNA from Salvia hispanica, 1842 nucleotides. Its product is annotated as putative E3 ubiquitin-protein ligase EDA40. The record is from RefSeq and is a predicted model, not a curated record. Lineage: Eukaryota; Viridiplantae; Streptophyta; Magnoliopsida; Lamiales; Lamiaceae.